This is a messenger RNA of Scophthalmus maximus (turbot), 6015 nucleotides long. RefSeq names its product scavenger receptor class B, member 2a (gene scarb2a). The transcript has 13 exons. Gene Ontology annotation, cellular component: cytoplasm; lysosome; membrane. Gene Ontology annotation, biological process: protein targeting to lysosome; receptor-mediated endocytosis. Gene Ontology annotation, molecular function: scavenger receptor activity. The coding region runs from base 450 to 2042 and encodes 530 amino acids. The record is from RefSeq and is a predicted model, not a curated record. NCBI's taxonomy places the organism in Eukaryota, Metazoa, Chordata, Actinopteri, Pleuronectiformes, Scophthalmidae.
UGAGCGUGUUCAUUAGUACGCAGAGGAAGGGGAGGAGGUGGACCGCUCGUCUUCUACGUCCCGCCGCUGCGCUCAGAGCCGCUGUUCCACUUCGCCACCGGCCCCGCUCACGGCAGCAGCCCACUUCUUCUCCUCCUCCUCCUCCAGCGGGAUAUUCUCUUUUGUGUUUCUAAUAGCAGAGACAGACAAAGUGCCAACCGUUUUUUGUUCGUCUCUCCACAGCCGGGAGAGAUACAUCUGAGAGACGCUGCUGCUCGUCGGGGUGGUGGUGUUGGGUUGGACACGGUGUUUCAUGGUCCCACACACACACCUCGCCUUCGCCGUCUCCUUUUUGAAAGGGGUGAAGUUCUAACGUCGACUUUCGUGAAGUUUUUUUUUUUUUGUUGGGGUUGGGGGGCGGGGGUUUGCCCCGAGAGGACGAGCACAUCCAGCCCGGCAUCACCAUCAUCAUGACUCGGAGAUCCUGUGCCAUUUACGCCACCGGCAUCGUGUGCGCGCACCUCCUCAUACUGGGGAUCGCCCUGAUCGUCGCGCAGGUCUUCCAAACGAUGAUACACAGCCGGUUAAAAAAGGAAAUGACUUUGACGGAGAAGAGCCAAGUGUUUGAGUCAUGGAAGAAUCCACCACCACCUGUUUACAUGGAGUAUUACUUCUUCAAUGUGACCAAUCCAGAGGUGUUCUUGAAAGGAGGGAAGGCGUCCGUUAAACAGAUCGGACCCUACACUUACAGGGAAUACAGACCGAGGGAAAACGUCACUUUCUUGGAGAACGGCACCAAGGUUUACGCCCUGAACCCCAAAUCCUUUGUGUUUGUUCCCGAGAAGUCCGCCGGUAAUCCUGAGGUAGACGUCCUCGUGACCGUCAACAUCCCAUAUGUGGCGGUGAUGAGCGAGCUGAACUCCUACUCCUUCUUCCUCCGAUCUCUAGUUUCCAUUUACAUGAACAGUCUGGGCAUUGAGCUGUUCAUGAACCGCACUGUCCAUGAGAUUCUGUGGGGAUUCAAAGACCCUCUCCUCACAAAGAUUCACUCAAUGAAGCCUGAAGUGGACGAAUAUUUCGGGCUGAUGUGGAAGAAAAAUGGCACUCAUGAAGGAGAGUUUGUGUUCCACACUGGCGAGGAGAACUACUUGGAUUAUGGCAAGAUCGACACGUGGAACGGCCUCAGUAAGAUGUCGUGGUGGUCUUCCAAUCAGAGCAACAUGAUCAACGGUACGGACGGCGCCGUCUUCCACCCUCUAAUAAACCGGAAUGAGUUGCUCUACAUCUUUGCUGCCGAUCUCUGCAGGUCCAUUCAUUUAUCCUAUGUGAAAGACGUGGAGGUGAAAGGCAUCCAGGCGUACCGCUUUGCACCCCCUAGCGAUGUCCUCAUGAGUCCCAAGGACAACCCCACUAAUGAGGGCUUCUGUGUGCCGGCUGGAGACUGUCUCGGCACCGGGGUGCUUAAAGUCAGCGUUUGUCGAGAAGGCGCUCCCAUCGUGGUGUCUUUCCCACACUUUUACCAAGCCGACCCCAUGUACAUCAACGCUGUUGACGGACUCAGCCCCAAUAAGGAGGAACAUGAGACAUACCUCGACCUGCAACCGACCACAGGAGUUCCCAUCCGUGCCUGCAAGCGAGCCCAGCUCAAUAUCAUUCUGAAGCGAGUUCCAGGCUUCCCCAAAACCAAGUACAUCAACGAGACCAUCUUCCCCAUCAUGUUUGUCAAUGAGACGGCGACUAUUGACGAUGACUCGGCUUCCCAGAUGAGGACGCUGCUCCUCAUUGUGACCCUCGCGUCCAACUUCCCCUUGCUCAUCGUGGGCAUGGGCAUCAUCCUGCUGCUGGUGCUUGUGGUCUUGUUCUGCCGAAACCGCCAGAAGAAGAAUGAAGUAAAACGUAUUGAUUUUACUGAAGCUUUUCAUUCUUUUACUACGGCAAAAGAUGACACGGCUUACACUCAGGUCAGCGACAAACCGGAGGAGCAGUCGGAAACGCCGGCCAACCAGCCAAUGAGGAACGGCUCCUACAUUGCCAUGUCUCCAGUGGAGGCCCAGAAGUGUUGAUCGAGGAUCUCCCGGCCAAGCGUGGAGCUCAGGAAGGGGGCCGAGGGAGCAGCACAGGGGUGUUACAUUAACACGGGUGGGGGUUUACACACAGUGGGCUCAUUCCCACAUGUUUUUGGGGGGUGGGGAGGAUAGGGAAAAGUGGUGGGGCAGAAACCCCUGUAAAUAUUUGGUCAGCAAAGACAUUGCUCCUCUCACUGAGCCCUCUCAUGACUGUCUGUCCUCCUCUACUCUACCUGCUGAGCAUGGCCCUCACUGCCUGCCGUACUGCAACACAACAAACUCCCACACCUUAAUUUCUCAUUUCUGUCCUGGUCGGCCCUUAGAGAUGACGGGACGCUGGGCGGGCGGGCGGCCUUCGGCCAGGACGAGCCUUUUUUCCCCGUAAUUCUUCUGAAGGAACAUGGUAGCAUAGGUGUCGCUGCUGCACAAGGAUGCAUGAUCUCCUGAGCAGACUCUGCUGACUAAUAUGGCUCAGAGAGAGUUUAUUAUUCACCUAGACGUCAGCGGGUAUGGUUUUCUUGCUCUUUCCUCUCCCAUCAGUGUUGCGUGAGGAGGACAUGUCAAACCAACACAUACAUUUUUUUUUUUAAAAAGCCCCUGUAAACUGAAACCUUAGGACAAAACUGUGAGCUCCCGGGCUCAGUGGAGAAAAAUGGUUUUGCUAACAAAACUGAACUUGGCAUAUCCUUUUUGUAGAAAAGAAAAGAAAAAAAAAGAUGAAGAAAAAACUGACUGAGCCAAACUAUUUAUAGAAUCUGCCUCUUUUUUUUUCCCUAAGACUAAUUGGUGCGCACACACAUACACACACGACCCCGCACUUCCAAGUAUUUGUUAUUGAAAGUGUAUGUGCAACUUUAUCUUACAUUGCAGUGUCCUGCUUUGAUGGACAAUGGUCAACAGUUUUUCUUCAUGCAGGCACUAUGUAGUGUGACACCUGAAAUACUCGUGAUUCCCCUCCUUGUUAUUCUGUCGGCACCAUCACUUGUAAAAAAAAAAAAAUUUUUAAAAAGAUGCCCUCAUUAGUUUAGGUGAUAUUGAGUAGAUUUCAGAUUAUUAGGAUUGCCAGCCGUAGCCUGAUAAAGAACCUUCUGGGCCUCAUCGCAUAUUCGGAACAAAAAAGGAAAAAGAAACAACCAACAGAUCUUACUAAGGGAGACUUGAACCUGCGUUCUGCCUUAAAACGGUUAAGCGUGUUCUGUAUGUUAAAACAUUAUUGUUCAAAUGAGCUGGAAAAUCUCGUGUCGCUAUUGUACAUAUAUAAAAGGGGAGACGUCGAGAUACCUCCGACCAAAUCCAGCAAGCAAGUCCUCCGGGUUGCGCAGACGGACGCCAACUUUGCUCGGGUGUCGCCCGCUCCUGCACAUCUACACUGUUACUUAUUAGAGAAAGCACAAUUUGGAUUGCUGAGAAUCAGUCCUUACACAAGGCUGCCAGGUUUUUUGGGGGUCCUAUAAUUAUAUAAAUAUAUAUAUAUAUAUAUAUUUACAGCUUAUCUGUCAAAGACACUGUCAAGUGCCGUGACUAGUAAAAUAAACAAAUAAGUGGAAUCAUUUGUGUGUUGAGGGAGCCCUGUUCACCACUCACCGCUGUGCAGCCGUACGGUUUGCCGAGUAAAUUCAGGCAUUCGGGCAAAACGCAGCACACAGCACUUGAAUCACUGUUUGUCUUAAGUUUCCUGUUGCGUUUUCGGUUCGCUGUCCGCCACACCACGUCACGUCAAAACCCCAUUGGUGUUCAUCAAUGAGGCCAUAAUACUGUCAAUGUGGGAAAUUCCCUGCACUUUGCCUGCAUAUUGUGCCCUGUGUAUGUUUUCUUUUCUUUAAAAACUAAAAAACAAAAAUAGAAUUCAUGGUUUUCUUUUUGUUUUUUUGUCCUGGUCAUUUCGAUACAGGUGGUCCAUACAUUCAGUACAUCUCAACGUUUUGUCCAGGCUAGUAUUGGUUAUGAUGAUUUUGUUGUGAAUGGACAGCAGACGUCCCUGCCUCUGUGCUACUUGCUUCUCAGCACAUAGUGUCUUCUUUUGAUAUACUUUUGUAUUUGUCAUUGCUGCUAAAAGAUGCCACAACCUAUGGACGUCAUUAUGGGCUAUUUACCACAAUGUGCUCGUAUUCAGGUUGAUUCACACAGGCUCCCUGUUUUCUGUGUUGACAACCCUUUUGACAACCUGAGCACAAGAAGAAUCCCAACGCUUGCUGCCAUUUACUGGAAUUAGCAGUUGCAGUUAUCACUUAGCUGUAUUUUCAUCAGUCAUUCCUCCAUUAGCAGAUGACAUGACCAUAUCACACGUGUCACAGGGGUUUUUAACAAAGGGUUAGAAAAGGACGAGCCACUUGUUUAAGAUUUGUGUCAAAGUCUUGCCUUGAGUCUAAUGACACGGUGGUGGAGAGUUCUUUAGAGCAGAGCUUCGACACUUGCUUUUUCGCUUUCUCCUGGAGAGUUGGAUGAGAAAUGCGAGACUCUGCAGCUUCUCUUGUUCCUGAAUUAUAGCGAAUAAACGUGUUCCUCAAAAUGUCAAACUAUUCCUUUAAGGUGAAAUCAAUUCACCAAAGGCCUUUUUCAUUUCACCUACAUGCAAGAAACUUCCACCUGGUGCAAACUCACAAGCCAUUCUUAUCCAGCUUUUGAAAAUCCUUACUUGAACCUGAAAGACCUUAAAUCCAUGAGUCGUGUGUCUGUUGCUUGUACAGCGUUGGUUCAAACACACACACCCCUACCUGAGCCAUCACUGCUCCACCUGUCUGACUUGUACUACAUUGACCUCUGAGUGCAAUCCUUCAUACCCAUUGGCUCGUCCCUGCUUGACCAAAGAUAACCCACAUAGAUCUGCCCCAGCGCAGUGUUUACUCUCCUGUGCGAUAACGGCUGUGCCACAAAACUACCGCCUACCUUUUCUUUCUUUUUUCCUUUAAAAUCGUGCCACCACUUAUGUGAAGUAUUUGCAACAGUGUUAUAUGUGUGUGUGUGUGUGUGUGUGUGUGUGUGUGAGAGUGUGUGUGAGGCAGAAAGCAUGUAUGUGCCUUUUUACAUCAAGGCAAAAAUAAUAAGUAAAUCACAGAUGUUAGUUUGAAGGAUAUUGCUUUUCUUCACCCUGUGCGCAAAAGCAAAGGAAAUUAAUCAAUGCUCUUGGUGAGCGGAAGAAAAUUCUCAGUAUAGAGCAAUACAGACCUGUGUAAAAUAAAUUGUGGAUGUUUUGAGGCUACACAAUAUUUAUGUAGAUUCUACUUUCCUGAAUUUUGGGUUUUUUUCUUGGUUUCAAUUGUGUAGGAAUAUUCCCAUGUUUUUUUUUUGUGUAGAAUGAUUUGGUUCUUUUAUUUUGUUAUAUCCAGCUUGGAGUGCAAGCACAUUUCAUUUCCAUUCAUCAUUUCAUUUUUUUCACACUAGGCAAACCGAGUGUAAACGACGGACCAGUAUUCGACACUGGGUCCGGACAGAGCCCUGUAAAAACGUCUGUAGGAGUGUUCACGAAUGGCUACAAUGACGACUAUGAGAAAUUAUGAGUAAAAAACUAAAAAAACUGUGGAGCUGUUUGUGGAGUGAAAUGCUACAUUUCUGUCAAACUGGAGUGAUUUACUGGAAGGCUGAUUAUCUUGACUAAGUAAAGUAUUGAUCCUGUAUAACCUGUAUCUAGAUGAAUGAAGCCCUCCUUCAGGGAUGAGCACUAGUGCCAUACCAUCCUUGGUUGAUAUUAAUUUUUUAUAUUUUUUUUCCUUAAUUUGCUCCUUGGUGUAACAAUCUCCCUGUUUCGAUGUUCUGAAGUCACUAACAGACGUUUCCUCUUUAAGAUAUACUAAUUUUGUUUUGCUGCUGAAGAUGACAAUCCCCUUGUCAUGUGAGGUGCAAAAUGAUUUUCAAAGUAAUAUCCGUUUUUAGUUUUGAUAAUUUACACCGCACAGAUGUUUCUACAGUGCUUUUGUAAACAUUUCUAGUGAAUUUGCAAAAAAUAAAAGUUGCACUGGGGUGCAAAAAUUCA